Molecule: messenger RNA, 2609 nt
Organism: Tyto alba (common barn owl)
Lineage: Eukaryota; Metazoa; Chordata; Aves; Strigiformes; Tytonidae
Gene: SCOC
Product: short coiled-coil protein
Exons: 4
Coding region: 1-399 (132 amino acids)
Cellular component (GO): trans-Golgi network
Source: RefSeq, a predicted model, not a curated record
AUGUACGUCUCAAAAACUUUGAAAAAAGGAAGCAAAAUGGAGUUACCUUUGGAAGAGGAGGAUGGCACUUUCACCAACAUUUCUUUGGCAGAUGAUUCAGACCAUCUCUCAGGAAUAUUCUCUUCAAAAGUGGAAAGAGCCCAUUCUACAAUGAUGAAUGCAGACAUGGAUGCUGUUGAGGCUGAGAAUCAGGUGGAAUUAGAAGAGAAAACACGGCUUAUUAAUCAAGUUUUGGAACUGCAGCACACACUUGAAGAUCUCUCAGCACGAGUAGAUGCUGUUAAGGAAGAAAACUUGAAACUGAAAUCAGAAAACCAAGUUCUUGGACAGUAUAUAGAAAAUCUGAUGUCAGCAUCUAGUGUUUUCCAAACAACUGACACAAAAAGCAAAAGGAAGUAAGGGUUGACUCACAGAUAAUGUCAUUGUAUUGCUGCUGUCUUUUUUUUUUUUGUUGUUUUAACUGGCAUAGGCUACUUGAGCUAAAAUACCUUAGUUUGUGGCUUUACUGGAUACCUGAAGAUUAUAAACUUUGUUGAUAAACAGAAUUAAGAACAUUAUCAUGAACAGGAGACAUAAGUUUGUGUAUCGUUAAGAUUAAGCAAUGUGCAAAUGUAGUGUAGAGACUUAACUUUUGUUUUUGUUUUAAAAAUGAGCAUAUCUUGUUAAAAAUUGGAUUCAGUUUGACAGGUUAAACAAAAGUCUGUUUGCACUCUUUGAGGUCUUAGGGUAGUGUUCUUGACUAGCAAAACAAUACAGUUAUAAUUGUGUUGAAACCUUAUUUGAUAAAAGUAGUUAAAGUCUAAUUGCAUCACAUUUUUCAUCUCAAGUAUAAUUAGAUUACUGCAUUGUACUGUCCAUAGCUCUGCAAAGCAACUUUAAACAAAAAACUAUAAACCAGUUAAGAAUUUCUGUGAAGUCGUAACAGUAUGACAUUAUUUGCAGGGCUUGUGUACUGAAAAACACUUCCGAUUUUUUUAGGAAGGGGUAGGGUAAGGAAAGGAAAAAGGAUAAAAGCAGUUUACAUCAGGGAAAUGCUGAACAUGCAGUAUCCGUGUUUGUAAGAUGUACACUUCAAACCAUUUUCACUUUCCUGUGUCCUCAGAGAAUGAUCAGGCACAGCAUCAUGAUGUAGGAUCUUCCUGAAGUUUUUCAGUUGUGAUGAAGAGUUAAAUAAAAACCUGAGUAAUAAGCUUUACAGAAACAGAAGGUCAGCGCUGUUCCUCAUGCUCAUUGUGAACAAUCUGCAGUGAGGAACUGAGAACAAGUCUUUACUUGCCACCUUUACUUUUCUCCUGAAGUGCCAAACUUGUCUUUGCUUCAGGCCUUAGAGCAGUUGUUUUCCUGCCCCAGAGCCUGAGCUUGUGAAGCACCUCCCGAGGCACUGCACAAAAACAUCUAAAACGAAAGAUUGCAGUGGAACAAAGGUCGCUUUUGCCUCUCAAGUCUCGGCUGCUCUGAGCAAUGCCUAGUGUCAAGGUGCCCUGUUUUUUACUGGCUUGGCUGUUCAGUAGCAGGUUUUGUAAAGAAGCUCAGCCCAGAUUAUGGGCCUGAGCACUUCCCCUAGCAGCAGUACAUCUAGCAUAAUCAGUGUAAGGGAGAGCAGAACAAUGCAAAUUAUAGCAGUACUCAGUUGCAUCUGUUUCAUCUUGCCAUACAGCAGCAUUGCAGACUUAAUUACGGAUGUUACCUAGAAAGUGAGGUCUGUCUCUUCAGUCAUGGAACCAUUGUACUUGACCUUUUAACAAAAGGAAACCACCAGUUCAAGGAUCUCUUUGAGCCUUGCUGUGAUGAAUUCUAUAAAAUAAAGCUGCAGGAAUUGAAUGAGUGGAAGUAAUAAUAGAAAAAAUCCCCCUCAAACCCCAAGUCUCUUGGCAGCUAAGCACUGCUGUCUCUCAAGUGUAAGCUGACAUUGUGAGGUUCCCCCCUCCCAAAGGGGACGUCUCCCAUUUCUCCCCAUUUAAGAUGACUGUACAGCACUCACUAGAGUGUCAGCAAAGUAAAAUGAUUGCACACAGAGCACUAACAGUUUGGUCUUGGGGGCUGUUUACAAGCCUGAGUCAAGAAACCUGAUGAUGUAAAAAGUUUUACCCACCAAGGCACAAAUGGCCGAUACCAUUUGUGUCAUGGGGUCCUGUAAACAUCCAAAAUUAUUUUUAAUCUUCUAUGGACUACACUUUCACUCUACUGCCUAUCCGGAACUCUAAUUGCUAGUAGGUAGAGUAGAUCACAUGGUUAGUCCAGGGUUUAAGCAUUAAAAAAAGAACAAUCACACCAAGCACUUGACUUCUCAACAUGGCACCGCAUUACAGCCAUCCUCGCUUUAAAGCCAUGUUGCUGCACAUCACCAUCUGCACUGCAGGAGGUCAAGUGGUAACACAGCAUGUGCUUGUUAGACUUCAGCAAUUUCCCUGAGAUCAAGUAAUCUUAAAAUCAUAGUUUUGUAUUGUAAGAUUGGAUAGUGUUAUUUUAUCCAUCAGUGUAUAUAUAGCAGUCAUUUCAUCUCUGUACCAUUUUACAUCCCACUACUGUGGCCUUCAUUUAACUUAAGAACAUUUUAAAGAUGUUGUAUUUCUGACUUUACACUAAUAAAAACUUUUGAUUUGUCUCGA